Molecule: messenger RNA, 596 nt
Organism: Puccinia graminis f. sp. tritici CRL 75-36-700-3
Lineage: Eukaryota; Fungi; Basidiomycota; Pucciniomycetes; Pucciniales; Pucciniaceae
Product: 60S ribosomal protein L22
Exons: 4
Coding region: 133-489 (118 amino acids)
Biological process (GO): cytoplasmic translation
Cellular component (GO): ribosome
Molecular function (GO): RNA binding; structural constituent of ribosome
Source: RefSeq, a predicted model, not a curated record
GUCCUUCAACCGGUCCCUUGGCCAGCUCGUCAUCCACCACCACCCGCUCUAACUUUUUUCCCUCAGCUUUGCACAAUUUGCGUGUAGGCCACCCGUAAAGUUAGAUCCGUCUCUCCUUGCACACCAACCAAGAUGACUUCCAAGACUACCGUCACCCAGAAAUUCUUCGUCGAUUUCAAGAAGCCCGCCAGCGAUGGUGUCUUCGACGGCCCUGCUUUCGAGAAGUUCCUCCACGAUCGAAUCAAGGUUGAGGGUCGUGCCGGUCAACUCGGUGACAAAAUCAAGAUUCAAUCAGAGGGUGUCCACAAGCUCUCGGUAUCUUCGACGAUCCCAUUCUCCAAACGUUACCUGAAAUACUUAACCAAAAAGUUUCUCAAGAAACAUCAAAUCCGAAACUACAUUCGUGUGAUUGCCUCGAGCAAGAACACUUAUGAGCUCAGAUACUUCUUGGUUGAUGAGCCAGACGCAGAGGAGGACGACGAUGCAUAAAGUUACUAGUCCUAAUGACCAUUUGGCGGGCUAACCUGGAAGGCACUCCACACAAUGUCAUCAACGACAUUUACAUGUUUUGAGACUUUUCACGGCGUUUCCCGGUU